Camelus dromedarius (Arabian camel) is the source of this 7824-nucleotide messenger RNA. It is a transcript of the gene ZNF592, whose product is annotated as zinc finger protein 592. The coding region runs from base 551 to 4348 and encodes 1265 amino acids. The record is from RefSeq and is a predicted model, not a curated record. The transcript is spliced from 13 exons. NCBI's taxonomy places the organism in Eukaryota, Metazoa, Chordata, Mammalia, Artiodactyla, Camelidae.
CCCCGCCCGCCACCGCCGUCGCCAUGUUGUGGCUCCCGCAGCCGGCGCUGGGGACGCGCGCGGCCGAGCCCGGGGCCUGCAGCCGCCGCCGCCGCCAGUGAGAAGUGUUUAUGUGUGUGCUGAAAUGACAGGUCGGAUCCUUUUUAUGACUGAAAGAAAAGUUGAUGAACACGUUUUGAGUUUGGUGUCACCACAGAGUCAUUCCUCAAACCCAUCAGCACUUAGAGAACAGCUGUCCUCUGUUCACUGUGUGACUUUGGGUGGUGUUUGGAAACUAGACCAUGUGCCUAGGUAGAAGUUAUUCCUUUCUCCACAGCUCUGCACCCCCAGCAACACUCACCACACCCUUGUUUUGAGAGCCUCACUGAGUCAGUCCAGCAGCAGUCUGCAGACGGGUGUUUGGAAACCACUGGACCAGGUCAUUUCUGAGGUCCCCUUCAGCUCUAACAUUCUGUUUGAGCCAGCCAGCGUCAUGUUUCAUCUAAGUGUGAGUGUUUUAGUAAUUUCCUAAUGGAAGGCCUCUUUCCUAAGCCCUUGCCAGCGUUCAGCCAUGGGGGAUAUGAAAACUCCAGAUUUUGAUGACCUUCUGGCUGCCUUUGAUAUCCCAGACCCCACCAGCCUUGAUGCCAAGGAGGCCAUCCAGACCCCCAGUGAGGAGAAUGAGAGUCCCCUCAAACCUCCAGGCAUGUGUAUGGAUGAGAGUGUGUCCUUGUCUCACUCAGGAUCAGCCUCAGAUGUGCCGGCCGUGAGUGUCAUUGUCAAGAACACCAGCCGCCAGGAGUCAUUUGAAGCGGAGAAGGAUCACAUUGCUCCCAGCCUGCUACACAAUGGAUUCCGGGGCUCGGACCUGCCUCCAGAUCCCCACAACCUGGGCCACAACUGUGGGAAGUUUGAUUCCACUUUCAUGAAUGGAGAUAGUACCAGGAGUUUCCCUGGCAAGCUGGAACCUUCCAAGUCAGAGCCGUUACCAACUUUUAACCAGUUCAGCCCAAUCUCCAGCCCAGAACCCGAGGAUACCAUCAAAGAUAAUGGGUUCGGGAUAAAGCCCAAGCACUCUGACAGUUAUUUCUCACCCCCUCCUGGGUGUGGGCCUGUGGGGGGCCCUGUCCUGGAGGCUCUGACUAAGUUUCCAGUCCCAGAGCUGCAUAUGUUUGAUCACUUUUGUAAGAAAGAACCCAAGCCGGAGCCCCUGCCCUUGGGGAGUCAGCAGGAGCACGAGCGAGGUGGGCAGAAGGCAGUGGAACCUCACAAGGAGCUGGAUGCCAGUCGAUUCUUUGGGGACGCUUUGGAGUUCAACAGCCACCCCGGCAACAGUAUCGGAGAGCCUAAGGGGCUUGCCGCGGAGCUCGGUACCUGCUCGUCAGUCCCCCCGAGGCAGCGUCUGAAGCCAGCUCAUUCCAAGCUGUCCUCUUGUGUUGCAGCCUUGGUGGCCCUGCAGGCCAAACGAGUAGCCAGUGUCACAAAGGAGGAUCAGCCCAGCCACACAAAGGAUCCCUCAGGGCCCACUAAAGAGGGCUCCAAAGGCAGCCCCAAAAUGCCCAAGUCACCAAAGAGUCCCCGGAGCCCUCUGGAGGCCACUAGAAAAAGUAUCAAGCCAUCAGACAGCCCUCGGAGCAUCUGCAGUGACAGUAGCAGCAAAGGCUCCCCUUCUGUGGCUGCCAGCUCCCCACCAGCAAUACCCAAAGUCAGAAUCAAAACCAUUAAGACAUCAUCAGGGGAAAUCAAACGGACUGUCACAAGGAUCCUGCCAGACCCUGACGAUCCCUGUAAGUCCCCUGUCGGGUCACCUCUAGGAAGUACCAUCACUGAGGCUCCAAGCGAGGUGCCAGAGGACGAGGUCACUGCCGUGCCUGUGGCGGAGCACUUUCCUGAGGUGGGCGCAAAUUCAGGGAGCCCCCAGGGUGACAGAAAAGGGGAUGAGAGCGUGACGAAAGCCAGUGAAUCUUCGUCUUCCUGCUGCAGCUCUGGGUCCCGUGGCCCUAAGGGGGCUGCCUCAGGCUCACAGAUGGGCAAGAAGCAGCAGCAGAGCACAGCACUGCAGACAUCCACUCUGGCCCCUGCCAACCUCCUGCCCAAAGCUGUGCACCUGGCCAACCUGAAUCUGGUCCCCCACAGCGUCGCCGCCUCAGUGACGGCCAAGUCCUCAGCGCAGCGGCGGAGCCAGCCACAGCUCACACAGAUGUCGGUGCCCCUGGUCCACCAGGUGAAAAAGGCCGCCCCCCUGGUUGUGGAGGUCUUCAACAAGGUCCUCCACAGCUCCAACCCCGUGCCCCUCUAUGCGCCAAAUCUCAGCCCGCCUGCUGACAGCAGGAUCCACGUGCCGGCCAGUGGGUACUGUUGCCUGGAGUGCGGGGAUGCGUUUGCCUUAGAGAAGAGCCUCAGCCAGCACUACGGCCGGCGGAGCGUCCACAUCGAGGUGCUGUGCACACUGUGCUCCCAGACGCUGCUCUUCUUCAACAAGUGCAGCCUGCUCCGGCACGCCCGUGACCACAAGAGCAAGGGGCUCGUCAUGCAGUGCUCCCAGCUGCUCGUGAAGCCCAUCUCUGCGGACCAAAUGUUUGUGUCGGCCCCUGUGAACUCCCCGGCACCAGCAGCCCCGGCCCCACCCUCCUCCCCCAAACAUGGCCUUGCUUUGAGCAGUGCCAGCCCUCCCCUUCCAGCUUUGCCACUCUACCCAGACCCUGUGAGGCUCAUCCGGCACAGUGUCAAGUGUCUCGAAUGUCACAAGCAGAUGCGUGACUACAUGGCUAUGGCUGCACAUUUCCAGAGGAUGACGGAGGAAACCGAGGGGCUGACUUGCCAAGUGUGCCAGAUGCUGCUGCCCAACCAGUGCAGUUUCUGUGCCCACCAGCGGAUCCACGCCCACAAGUCCCCCUACUGUUGUCCGGAGUGUGGAGCCCUCUGUCGCUCUGCCUACUUCCAGACCCACGUAAAGGAGAAUUGCCUGCACUAUGCCCGCAAAGUGGGCUACAGGUGCAUCCAUUGUGGGGUCGUCCACUUGACCUUGGCCUUGCUGAAAAGCCACAUCCAAGAGCGACACUGCCAGGUUUUCCACAAAUGUGCAUUCUGCCCCAUGGCCUUCAAGACUGCCAGUAGCACUGCGGACCACAGCGCCACCCAGCAUCCCACUCAGCCCCACCGACCCUCCCAGCUCAUUUAUAAGUGCUCCUGUGAAAUGGUCUUCAACAAGAAGAGGCAUAUUCAGCAGCAUUUUUACCAGAAUGCCAGCAAGACACAAGUGGGCGUCUUCAAGUGCCCUGAGUGCCCGCUCUUGUUCCUGCAGAAGCCAGAGUUGAUGCAACAUGUCAAGAGCACCCACGGUGUUCCGCGAAAUGUGGACGAGCUAUCAAGUCUCCAGUCUUCAGUGGACACGUCCUCAAGUCGCCCAGGUUCUCGAGUUCCCACUGAGCCCCCAGCCACUAGUGUGGCUGCUCGGGGCAGCUCCCUGCCCUCUAGCCGAUGGGGCAGGCCUGAGGCCCAUCGCAGGGGUGAGGCCAGGCCCCGGCUGAGGAACACUGGCUGGACCUGCCAGGAGUGCCAGGAGUGGGUUCCUGAUCGGGAGAGCUAUGUGUCCCACAUGAAAAAGAGUCAUGGUCGGACAUUGAAGAGGUAUCCGUGUCGGCAGUGUGAACAGUCCUUCCACACCCCCAACAGCCUCCGCAAACACAUCCGCAACAACCAUGACACAGUGAAGAAAGUCUACACUUGUGGGUAUUGCACAGAGGACAGCCCCAGCUUUCCUCGGCCCUCCCUCCUGGAGAGCCACAUCAGCCUUAUGCAUGGUAUCAGAAACCCUGAUUUGAGCCAGACGUCCAAAGUCAGACCUUCGGGUGGACAUUCCCCUCAGGUGAACCAUCUGAAAAGACCAGUCAGCGGAGCGGGGGACGCUCCAGGCACCAGCAAUGGCGCGACUGUCUCUUCCACCAAAAGGCACAAGUCCCUUUUCCAGUGUGCAAAAUGUAGCUUUGCCACAGACUCGGGGCUCGAGUUUCAGAGCCACAUACCUCAGCAUCAAAAGGACAGCUCCACAGCCCAGUGUCUCCUCUGUGGCUUGUGCUACACCUCUGCCAGCUCCCUCAGCCGCCACCUCUUCAUCGUCCACAAGGUGAGAGACCAGGAGGAGGAAGAGGUGGAGGCGGCAGAGCCAGAGGAGGGCUCUGGGGAGGAGGUGCCCAUGGAGACUAGGGAGAACGGACUGGAGGAAUGUGCCGGGGAGCCUCUGUUGGGCGACCCAGAGGCGAGGAGAUCCCUGGGCCUGGAUCCUGAUGAAGACGGUGCCCAGGAUGCUCAGAGUCAACCACAGGCCCCUCAGGACCAGGACAGCCACACACCGUCCCCGCAGGUGUGACCGGAGGCUUUGCGGUGUGCUCAGUUGGGGUGGUGCCGCGGUGUACUCCGCCUGCCUUGUGGACAGUGGGAAGGAGAAGGCUCCGCCCCGGUGAGAGUGUGGCCCGCUGUGCCCUGGAGCAGUGUCUGCCCUGAGCUGCGGGGGGCUGGGAAUCCCCAGCCCCAGGAGAUGCGGGGUCGCCCAGGACCCUCACAGCUCUGAAUUUGCUUCUGUUAUUUAUGGCUUUGUGCUGGCUGCUUCUUGGUACCCCAAUCUUGUCUGUGUCCUUCCAACCCCAGGCUGCUUAAGUGGCCCAACGCCGAUGCUGUCCACUUGGCUCGAAACCCCUCAGCGGCUGUGCUCUUCUGAGAGGUUCCCCGCUCGCUGCCUUCAGCCAGGGGCCUCCUUGGCCUAUAGACAGCAGCUCUCCUUCUUGCCAUCCGAGCCUGAGAAGGGGGAUGAGGGUGCCAGCGCAGCCCCUCUUGGAGAGCUCGCCCAGCCUGGCUUGCAGAGGGCCCUUGGUCACCUUGCCCUUCUUUCCUGUCUUCUCUGAUUCUUUCCCCCCAAAUAGUCCGGAGAUUUGUCACACUGGCUCAUCCUGUCUGUGUGGGUGGGAGAAACUUGUGCAGCACACCUCUGUUUGGAACCCGGGAGAGCAGGAAACGCUGCCAAGGCAGGCAGGCACCGAGAGGCAGGCCCUGCAGAAGGAGCUGUGCGUCCUUGUUCUGCCGCUGCUCUGCCUUUCCUGACAAGCGGGGUUUGGGGCCCACAGACUUUGGAAUAUUUGUACUCUUGCUCCUGUGCCAUUAGAGAGGCUGCUGCCCCAGGCAGGCCAGCCCCUCCUCUUCUUGGCUACACUCAUGUUGCUCAGACUAUAUUUCAAAUAAAAAGAAUCUUCUUACCACAGCAGGUAGGCUCUUGUAUUCCUCUUCAGGUGAGCCUGGCCCUACCCUGAUCCAUUCAAGGGUCUCUCCCAGACUUCCCUCACUGUCCCACCUCUGUGGGAGAACAGUGUUCCCUGCUGUCCCAGAAGGUCCUCUCUAGAUUUUGGAGCUGUGGUUAGGAAACCAGGAGCUCAGUACUUCUAGGUUCCCUAGGGACCUGAAAGGGUGAGGGGAGGGUCUUAAUGCCCGUCAAGAGUCAUCUCCAAGGUCUCCCUUGGUUUUUAGGGCCUACUGAAAUUUUUCUGGGUACCUCCAUCUUUCCUACAAAUGGUUUUCCAAACUAAGAGAACCCUUUACUGGUGGGGAGGGGGGGAUUCUGCAGUUGCUCUGUUCAGGAGGCCUUGGUGUUGCUACUGCCACAGGGAACUCAGGUGUGGCAGCACUGGGAUUAGACAUGGGAGGCUGGGCUGCCGUUUCACUGAUGACAGAGUUAGGACCUGACCAAGCACAAGGAGCCGGCUGUGUGGAGGUGUCCUCUGACCUCUGCCCCAAGCGGCUGCUGCAGCCCUGCAUGGAGGGGAUGUGAGUCUGGGCCUGGCAGGAUCUAGUGCAGCAAAGGGAAGUGGGUGCUGACUGAUUUCUUAGAUGUGCUUUCAAGGAAGGCAUUGAAUAUCAAUUAUAAAUUAUUAAGUCAAAUAAAUAUGCCUGACCUUUUCACAAUUGAAAAAAAUACAUUUUCUUCCUCUCAAGUGCCACAUUUGUAGUGGAAAUGCUAAUGGCAAUAGAAAAGGUUAGUGCUUGUUUCCGUUUCAGAGAGAAAAUGCUUUUUAAUGCAUGCCAUACCUGGCAAGGCCACUAUGUCCCUGCUUCCUGAGCAGCAGCAAGGACAAACCUAAUUCUGGCUCCCUCCAGAGCCAGAGCUAGCCCCAGCUUAGCUGUCAUCCCUUCCUAAUUACAGUUGCAGGGUGCCCACCCUGCACCUGGGGCCAUUUGCAGGCACAGAUAGAUUAUAGAAGAGGCUGGUAGCUGGUACUAGGGGAGAGGAGGUGGUGAAGUCACAGAUUUGACCUGUCCUGACUCCAAAGCCCUCUCCUUCCUGGGAAUGGCGUGGAGUGGAAAGACAGGAUGCUGGGCCACUCACCAAGAAACCUGGGUCAUAGCCUGAGUUCUGCCCUCAACCAGCUCUUAACAAGCCCCCUAACUUCACUGGCCCCUUCCCUUCAAGAUAGACCUAGUAAUUCCCACCCAACUUGCUUCAGAGGCUUUUGUGAGAUGAUGAGUGUGGAAGCAUUUUCUAAUUUAUGAAACAGUAUCAAUGUGAGGGAUUCUUGACUUCAGACAUGGAAGGUGGAGCACACCUCACCCUCUGUUCAGGCUUGGAUGCUGAUGGUCAGUUAUGACUGGUCUGGGGCACCUCUCCACUAUUAGUAAUAGUGACAACAACACUUGAAGCCCUGCUCUUGGACCCAGCAUCUUGCUAAAAAUGCUUUCCAGUGAUUCUCGUUUUGUCCUUACAGUGAUCUCACAAUUAUCUUCCAUUUUACAGAAAAGAAAACCAAGGCUCAGAGAGGUUAAACAGCUUGCUCGAUGACCUGUAAGUCAAGCCUAUCUGGUUCUGAAGUCCAUGAUGUCAACCACUGUGUUGCCUUAAUGUCCCGGCUGCUGUGGCUGGCUGCCAGCUUGUCGGAGGUUUGCAGCCAUCCAGACAUCUGCUUUCCUACCUCCCCUGUGGUUGGGGUGCCCCACUGAGUGCCAGGUUCUCUUUGGAGUCAGUCUGUGCCUUGUCACCCCAAGGAGGGCCCUGUGCAUCACAGUCACUUGCGCCGUUCCGAAGCACAUGCAGUGUCUCUAUGACCUUUCAUUCUCAUUGGGAUUUAUCUUGCCAUUUGAAGACCAUUUGGGGGGCUAUUCUAGAAAAGAUGGACCAACCCUCACAGGGAACAUGGUUCCCUCAGGGUCUAAUGUCUUCUGAUUUUUUUAAAAGAUAUUGUUAAAUAGUUGUGUUAUCAGAAAAUGCUUGCUGUAACAAGCACUUACCUGCUGGAGUGAAUGCUCUACUGAUCAACUUAAACAGAUAAGAUUCCCCACCCUUGUAGAAACUACAACUUAAUACACUCUAAGGCUUGACAAAUGACUAAUAUUUAUUUUCCAACUGCUUUAUCUCUGUAAAAUGAUAUGCCGAGUUACUAUAAGCUAAUUGGUGUAGAAUGAACUCUUCCCUUAACUUAUGUAAACAGUCUGGUUUUUUAAAAACUUUAACAGCUGUGGCUCAGCAAGUUCAACACACUUUGCCUUCCCCCAGACUGGGGAACCUCCCUGCCUGUUCUGGCCACCACUGUAAAUUCAGCUCUGGGCAUACUUUCUUUUACUUGUUUAAGACAAAAAAUUUUUUAAAUGAAUAUACACGAUAAGAGAUCCAAACAAUACAAAAGAGAAUACAAUGAAAAAUAAGCUUCCCAGUGGGGGUCAGCCUUCAGUUCCCCAGUCCCCCUCUCCAGAAUUAAUCACUGUUACUUAUACCUUAUGUAUCCUUUCUGAGCAAUUCUAUGCAUUUGCAAGUUUAUAAAUAUGUAUAUUUAUAUAUCUAUUUUUAAUACAAAUGGUAGCAUUCUA